AAAAUAUAAUAAAACGUCUAUUUUCAAACAUCCAUAUCACAGCAAUUAUACAAGAUUAAUUAUUAUAAAUAUACUUCAGAUCAUGUGUUACUGCAACAAUCUCUGUAAUUGCAUAUAACCUACUAAUACCUCCUCAAGUAACUACCGAUAAAUAAUUCAGUUUGUGAAACCUAUAAACAAUUACUAAAUAGCUGAACUUGGAUUCACCAGCUAAAAAGCUAUUAGGAAAUUGAGGAAUAUUAGUUGUAUUAUUAUUUUUUUGAUUAUAUUGAUUCAGUUCAACUUUGAAUUGAAAAAUGGCUUUGAAAUGGGGAAUUUUAAGUACUGGGAAAAUAUGCAAUGAUUUUGUCAAUGCUUUAAAUUACUUACCUGAUGAUGAACAUCAAAUAGUGGGUGUUGCUGCUAGUAAAAAGGAAAAGGCUGAAGAGUUUGCUCGCAAACAUAAUAUUCCUAUUGCAUAUGAAAGUUAUGAAGAUCUAGCCAAAGAUACAUCAAUUGGUGUAGUCUAUAUUGGGACUAUUAAUACAGCUCAUUACGCUCUUUGUAAAUUAGUAUUGUCCAAUAAAAAGCAUUUGCUUUGUGAAAAGCCACUUUGCUUAAAGUACAAAGAUGCGGAAGAAUUGAUAACUAUGGCGAAAAAAAAUAAAUUAUUUUUCAUGGAAGGUGUUUGGUCACGUUUCUUUCCAGUAUAUGAUAAAUUAUCACAACUGCUGGCCUCCAAUGUUGUAGGCAAUGUGAUCUAUUUGACAGCUGACUUUGGAAUAUCUAUUAGUGCUAUCGAUAGAAUUAAAAGCAAGGAAUUAGGUGGAGGAACUAUAUUUGAUCUGGGAGUUUAUGUGCUACAGUUAGCUAUUCUUGUGUUUGGAAGAAAUCCCCAAUCUAUAUCUGCUGUCGGUCAUUUAAAUGAAAAUGGUGUCGAUGAAAGUAUCAACUAUGUAUUGAAGUAUGAUGACGGGAAAACUGCGAGUUUUUGUACUCACAGCAGAAUUAGGAUGGACAACUCAGCUACUAUUUAUGGAACGAAAGGACAAAUAAAGAUUAAAGAUCCAUUUUGGGCUCCCACUGUAAUUUAUAUUAAUCAUGAAAAAAGCACAUUUCCUCUUCCUCCAGUAGAAGGAGAACAUUUUUUUACCAACAGUCAAGGCCUUGUGUAUGAAGCCAUCGAAGUUCGAAAUUGUAUAAAGAAAGGUUUGCUUGAAUCACCUAAAAUGAAGCAUGAAGAUACUCUUUCAAUCGCAAAAUGGCAAGAAGAUGUAUGUAAAUUACUUGAAUCACAAGAUUAGUAUUAAUUAUAUAUUUAUUUUAUGCAUAAUAAAGAUAUUUUUGUUUCAUUGAUACCUAUAUGAUUUCCAUUGAUGUAAUUUGUAGUCUUUUCUGUUAGUAUUUUUCUUUAUAAAAAUUGUUUCUUUACAAAAUAUAUGUUGUUUACUGUUAACCACUAAAAUGAUUCUAGUAGUUCUGAAAUUUCUUUUUAUUAGAAUAAAAAUAAUACAAUCUGCCACAAUCAAGGGCAUUGGCCAUUAAGGCAAUAUGUGUACAUUCAUAUUAUUAUAUACAAAUUGAGGAAAAAGAAAACAUCUAAGUAAUAAAUAUAUACAAUAAAAUAAUAACAAAAAUAUAAG
Messenger RNA from Nezara viridula (southern green stink bug), 1622 nucleotides. Lineage: Eukaryota; Metazoa; Arthropoda; Insecta; Hemiptera; Pentatomidae. The record is from the annotation of a GenBank genome assembly.